Molecule: messenger RNA, 666 nt
Organism: Brugia malayi
Lineage: Eukaryota; Metazoa; Nematoda; Chromadorea; Rhabditida; Onchocercidae
Gene: Bma-trpp-4
Product: trafficking protein particle complex subunit 4, putative
Exons: 3
Coding region: 1-666 (221 amino acids)
Biological process (GO): endoplasmic reticulum to Golgi vesicle-mediated transport
Cellular component (GO): TRAPP complex
Source: RefSeq, a predicted model, not a curated record
AUGCUGAUACAGCAUGUAUUUAUAAUUAACCGAGCUGGAAGCUUGAUUUACGAUUGGGAUGGCAAAGUUGAUUCUACAGGUGUUGAGAAGACAUUUAGUUACCCGCUGGAUAUUGUCCUUGAUAUUAUUGAUCAGAAAGUAACCGUUGUGUUUGGUGAACGAGAUGGAAUUGGUCUUAGAUACACGGUGUCCGCAAUAAAUGGCAUCCCAGUACAAGCAUGCAAAGUGAUUUUCGGUGGUGUAGAGAAGAUGGUUCUGGAUGUUAUCCAAGAAGAAGCAAGCUAUCCUCUUAGCAUACGUUUUCAGGCACCAACAAUCACAACAAAUGAAAAGAUCAUCCUUUCAAGUACAUUCCAUUCACUUUACACAAUCGCUGCUCAACUGAGUCCUGCCCUGAAAAGUUCUGGCAUUGAAGUUCUAACUACUAAUCACUUCAAGCUUUACUGCUACCAGUCGACGACAGGUGUAAAAUUUGUCGUGGUUGGCUCGUUAUCACUGAGCAGUGGUGUCGAUGGACUAUUGCGACGGAUUUAUGAGCUUUAUGCCGAUUUUGCUCUAAAAAAUCCUUUUUAUUCGAUCGAUAUGCCAAUAAGAUGUCAGAGGUUUGAUGACGCAAUCCGAUGCCUCAUAGAAAGGCAAGAUAAAUUUAGUAUGUUGACAAUUUGA